AUGGCGACUGCGACGUCAAUUGAGGACUUGAGAGACGACCUGUUGGCUCGCGGGUGGGUUCUACAGCGCAAUCGGUCCCUGCCCCGUUACCGGUUUGUUGUUGGUAAAUCGCCAAAUGAUGCCUCUGAUGGCUACACUGAGAACCAGCAGCGCUUGCAGACCGAUGACGGCUAUCCAGAUGAUGUUGAGUAUCGUUUCUUCAUCGAGGUUGGACGUGCUUGGGAUAAAGGCAGCCAUCUCGAUGUCUGGGUCGAGGCAGGAGGGGGUCGUGAGCGAAACCGGGAACUGGUACGACCAGGCUGCUCAAAAUUAAAGCUUGAAUUAUUCUCGAGCUUCUCGAGCUCCUGGAGAAAGUCUGGUCAGUGA
This is a messenger RNA of Drechmeria coniospora, 366 nucleotides long. RefSeq lists its product as uncharacterized. The record is from RefSeq and is a predicted model, not a curated record. Bases 1 to 366 code for a protein of 121 amino acids. The transcript has a single exon. Lineage: Eukaryota; Fungi; Ascomycota; Sordariomycetes; Hypocreales; Ophiocordycipitaceae.